UACAUACGUAAUUGGAAUUCAUCUACGCUAAUCAAUCUUCGCGCUGAGGGCAGUAGCCAGGCAUAGCGAAGAUUCAUUUGGCUAUAAGAGUUCCGCGAAUUGCACUGUGAUGGUUAGAAUCCUUGGAAUCGUCUGCCUGGUUAUCGCGGUUGCGAAGACCUCAAUUGAAGAUCAGACUAUAUCAUCUACCCAUUGUGAUCGUGGCAAAAUUUAUUGCGAAUGCGGGGAGCCACCGUUAAAGAGAUCAUAUCUAAAGUGUCAGUAUGAACUCGUAACGAAGAUUGCCAGGGGCAGAAUUGUUACGGAUAAACAGAAGCACCCGUGGCAGGCGGCGUUAUAUAGUAAAUUAAAUCAAUUUUUAUGUGGAGGUAGUAUAAUUACGAAAAGACACAUACUCACUGCUGGACAUUGUGUAAAAAGCUUCGAUACCAGAGGAUGGACUGUAGUUGUUGGGUUGCUAAAUCAGAUCUUCAGAGAUGGCGAGACGUAUCCCUUGCUGGGCUUGAAAAUUCAUCCCGCUUUCAUGUCUAAGAAUUUCCCUGUGAACGACGUUGCGGUCGCAAUUACUAAAAGGCCUAUCAAAUUCCAUAUGAAUGUAUGGCCUAUUUGCUUGAUUAGAACCGAAGUCGAUCUCAGUGGAUAUCGUGCACUUGUUGCUGGCUGGGGUGUAACGGAAUACCAGGGAGUUCGUCCAGCAUCGUUGUUGGAUGGUCAAGUACGGAUCCUUUCAGAAGAAGAGUGUCAAGCAGCAAAGUAUAUUGGACGUGUCUACAACAGUGAUCAGAUGAUAUGUGCGUCAUCUGAAAAAACUGAUGCAUGCCAGGGUGAUAGUGGUGGACCGUUGAUAGUUUACGGAUCGUCCGGCAAUGCGAUUCAAGUCGGUAUUGUUUCUUUUGGCUUCGGAUGUCAAACAAAGGACUCUGCUGGUGUAUAUACACGCCUUUCAAAAUACUUAGAUUGGAUAGAUGAAGUCACCGGCAGAACUGAAAGCUGCAUUCUACCCCGCGACUAUAAAAAUGAGUUGGUGUAAGAAGAGACAAAUUCAGUUCAACGAAGUUCAUCAUGUUUUAUUCCUCUUUGCGUGUAA
This is a messenger RNA of Hermetia illucens (black soldier fly), 1087 nucleotides long. Its product is annotated as venom protease-like. Gene Ontology annotation, molecular function: serine-type endopeptidase activity. Bases 110 to 1030 code for a protein of 306 amino acids. The record is from RefSeq and is a predicted model, not a curated record. Gene Ontology annotation, biological process: proteolysis. The transcript is spliced from 6 exons. NCBI's taxonomy places the organism in Eukaryota, Metazoa, Arthropoda, Insecta, Diptera, Stratiomyidae.